Dipodomys ordii (Ord's kangaroo rat) is the source of this 2280-nucleotide messenger RNA. Its product is annotated as ral guanine nucleotide dissociation stimulator-like. NCBI's taxonomy places the organism in Eukaryota, Metazoa, Chordata, Mammalia, Rodentia, Heteromyidae. Gene Ontology annotation, cellular component: plasma membrane. The transcript is spliced from 17 exons. The record is from RefSeq and is a predicted model, not a curated record. Gene Ontology annotation, biological process: Ras protein signal transduction; positive regulation of GTPase activity. Gene Ontology annotation, molecular function: guanyl-nucleotide exchange factor activity.
AUGGCCAACCAUGGCUGGCAAGCCCAAGUGCGACUCCAUGGACAGGAGCUCCCAGGUGUAAUCACUGGAGACCCUCAGCUCAUUGUCUUCCUCGCAGCAGGUGCUGGCCCUCUUGAAGAAGAUCUGAGCAGCAUACUAUCAUGGCAGCCAAAGGAUGUAGCCCCAAGCCAGGAGGAGGCCUGCAGGGCAGGCACACUGGAGCAGCUGGUGGAUCACUUGGUGCCUGCCCAGCUGACCGGGGACCACUUCUUCGUCCCCACCUUCCUAUCCACUUACCGAAAAUUUGCCAAACCCCAGCAGGUACUGGAUCUGCUGUUCCAAAGGUGAGCAACAACUCCAAGGUGUGAGGCUCUCCAGGAGUCUUCUAAACAGGAUGAAAUCCUCCCUUGCUCCAGCCAGGAUGGCAUGCAACAGGACCAACUCAGAAAUGCCAUCUCAUCUAUCCUGGGCAUGUGGCUGGAUCAGUACUGGGAGGACUUCUGCCAGCCUCCGCAGUUUCCCUGUCUCAGGCAGCUCCUGGCUCAUCUGAAGGUCUACAUGGCAGGAACGGACGUGGAGGGCCGUGCCCACCUUCUCCUGGCUCAGAUGGAGGCCCAAGAGCACAGCCAGGCAGAGCCUGAUGGUGUGGAAUGGACCACAGAGAAUGUGCUGAGCAAGGAGAAGCCUGAUGUCCUGGCCUUCCCUCCCCCGCUGGUGGCAGAGCAGCUCACGUGGAUGGAUGCGGAACUGUUCCAGAAGGUGGUGCCCCACCACUGCCUGCUCUCUGUCUGUUCCCAGAGGGACAAAAAGGACAUGGAGAACUUGGCCCCCACCAUCCGGGCCACCUUUACACAGUUCCACAGAGUUUUCUCCUGCGUCCUCACCACCUGCGUUGGAGAUCACAGCAUGCAGGCCUGCAACAGGGCGCGUGUGCUGGAGCAUUGGAUCAUGGUGGCCAUGGAAUGCCGAGUCCUGAGGAACUUCUCCUCCCUCCACGCCAUCGUCUCUGCUCUGCAGAGCACAGCCAUGCAGCGCAUGCAGAACACAUGGCAUGAGGUCUCCAGAGACAGCUUGCAGGUAUUCCAGAAGCUCUCAGAGAUCAUUUCUCCUGCGUGCUAUUACUUCAGGACCAAAGUGCUGCUAUUCCAGACUCAGCAGGUUUACCUAGAGAAGCUCUGUCUCUCGGUGAUCUUCCUAGAUCAGACACUGCUGAUGGCCACACUACACAGGGGAGCCAAGGGCAACUUGGCUACUUCCAUGGCAAGGGUGGAGCCUUGCGACUUUGCCUCCAAGGACAAGAAGGCCAAGAGAGGCCAGAGGCAGUCAGAGGAGACGGUUAGGAUCAAGGGCACCAUUCCCUACCUGGAAACAUUCCUAUCAGACUUCAGGAUGAUUGACACUGCCUUUAGGGAUUUCCUGGAUGAGGGAAUCAUCCAUUAUGAGAAAUUGCGAAAGGAAUAUACAAUCAUGGAGCAACUGAAGCAGCUACAGUCAAGCUGCAGCUAUGACCAUAUCACACCAAAUGAGAAAUUUCUGGCCUGGUUCAGGAGCCUGGAGCGGCUCAGCGAGGAAGCCAGCUGUCAGGCCCAGAGCACUGGCCUCAGUACCAGUGGCAGCUCCCAGUUCAAGCCGUUGGAGCAAGAUAAGUGUGGCCCUGACACCAGCAGCACGAACAACACUGGAGUGCACUGCGACAGCACUGGGAAGUCAGCUGGCUCCUCCAGCUCCUACCCGGAGCUCAACAAGAGCCUCAUGGGAGAAUCCUCAGAAGACCAGGAAAAGCUCAAGGCAUCAUCCUGCCAGUCCAUUCCAGGGACUUUGGCGAUCAACCUGGCCUCUCCCAGCCAAUCCUCACCCACAGACUCCAGCACACCUGAGACCACCACAGGAAACAGUCAGAGCUGCGUUUCAGGGCACACCAGUGACAGCUCCUCCCGGCAUCCAUAUACCAGGCAGGGAGACUCCUGUGUCAUCAGGGUGAUCCUGCCUGUGGAAAACAAACGUUUAUGCAGAAGCAUCUUGGUGACCAACCAGGAGAAGACCCGAGAUGUCAUCCUCAAGGCCAUGAGGAAGUUCAGGGUACAGAGAUACAAGCCAGAAGACUUAGAGCUGGUGCAGAUCAUCUCCCAGGAUCAAAAGCUGAGGAUCCCUGAUGAUGCAAAUGUAUUCUAUGCGUUGAAGACUAUGGAAUUCUACCAUGUGGUGCUUCGGAAGUACACCUUCCCCCUGAGGACAAACGUCAAGCAGGGAUCCAACUCCAGCCUCUUUCACAGGAAGAGAAGUACAUCAUGCAAAUCCUAA